Dermacentor albipictus is the source of this 2555-nucleotide messenger RNA. Its product is annotated as endothelin-converting enzyme 1-like. Gene Ontology annotation, biological process: protein processing. Gene Ontology annotation, cellular component: plasma membrane. Lineage: Eukaryota; Metazoa; Arthropoda; Arachnida; Ixodida; Ixodidae. The record is from RefSeq and is a predicted model, not a curated record. Gene Ontology annotation, molecular function: metalloendopeptidase activity.
GCAAGACUGACCACUCUAUUACAGAUUAUUUUACUUUAUUUAUGAUCCUUUCAUUUUUUAUCUUUAGAUGAAUUUUUGUUGAUCUUUGGCCGCUUAUUUUGUCCUCUUUUCACUGAUUUGGACUAUGGUAGAAGGAAUCACCGCUAUUAUCACCAUCAAUAAGAAGAAGAAAGAAGAGCACGAUGGCGGCUGGCUAUGAGAAAUUUGCGAUACCCGAGUCACGGGCUCAUGUAAAAGAACGCGCCCAGACAAGACUACCGCUGGAUCCCGGGUACUUCGCAGCCUGCAACGCCAGUGGCGAUUGCCCUGUCGACGACGCCAGACCCCGGUCUUGGCGCCAGUACGCCGUGUUCGUCUCGGCCGUGGCGCUGUCCACUCUGGCUCUGACGUUCGCGGUGCCUCGGUUGGUGCGUCGCCUGGCCAUGGGCUGUGCGUACCCCGACUGCCAGGACCCGGGCGCGGACAUCGCCCGCUCACUGAAGCAAGUGCACGUGGACCCGUGCCAGGACUUCUACGGCUACGUGUGCGCUGGAUGGCUGCAGGAGAACCCAGAUGCAGAAAACCACUUCGAGAGUCUGCAGCGUCGCGUGGCACUCGCCGCUGUCGUCAGCCUCGUCCUGGAAGAGAGCGAUGGGCCGAGUCCAGCGCAUCGUGUGGCCCGCCUCUUUCAACGCUGCGCUCAGGGUGCCUUCAACGAGCAGGACCGUCUGGACGAACUUCGUCAGUUCAUGGCGCGCUUCGACCUGGCGUGGCCAGUGUCAAAGCCCAGGACAAAGGAGAAGGUGCUUGACCUUCUGGUCGCCUUCUCCCUGGACUGGGGUCUGCCGGUACUGUUCCAGCUUACCGUGGAUGCGCAUUUUCGGCGGCCAGGCUACCGUGCCCUCCACCUAGGCUCAAGUCCGUACGUUACCGAAUGGGUCGUUGUCCGAGACAGGCUGCACGCUCAAGGAAUGCUGCUCGCCUACUUCGACAAAGCCUCCCACGUCCUCUCUGGCGCCCCCGCCGAUAGAGGCACAGUCCAAAAUAUCCUCGCGGUGGACAACCGUGUCCUCUCGGCUAUGGUGUCCUCGACGUUCGAAAUCCGCACGGACACGGAUAUGCGGUACAUUUCGCUAAGCCAGCUUGACGAAGUGACUGGACCCGAACUUAACAGAAGUGAAUGGCUAGAGGCAGUAAACGCGCACUUGCCCGACCCUCUGGCACCGAGCAGCGAGAUGUUCGUGAUGAACUGGCAGCUACUCGUGCUAGUGGGCCAGCUCAUGGGCCAGGCCAGCCAGGACGUGGUGCCGCUGCUUGCCUACAUCACUUGGCACGUGAUUCGCGCCCUGGCGCCCAUGACGUCACAUCAGCUCGUUCGGGCGCAGUUCGGCGGCAGCCGCAUGGCGUCCACCAUCUACAUGCUAGGCCGCUGCUACGCGGAUGCCGACGCGGCGCUGCCGUAUGCCUUCGCGCACGUAUUCGCUCGCCGCUGGCUGCCACGUGACGCAGUGAGUGACGUGGCCGCCAUGGAAGAGAGCAUCCGCCGCGAGGCCAACGCCACCAUGAACUCGCUCCCCUGGAUGGAUGAGACGACGAAAGCCGUCGCGUUCGAGAAGCUCUCCACCCUCCGCGCCAUCGUGGGCCGGCCGGAGAACCUCGCGUCCGACCAGGCCCUACAACUGAUGUACCCGUACCUGAAUGCGAUGGGCAGCGCAGGCUCGUACCUGACUCUGAUGAACUCCGUCAGGACGGCGCAGUUACGGUACGCAAAGCGCUUUCUGAGCGCCAACGGCUCGACGGAGGGCGAUGUCAGCGUGCCGCUGACCGUGGUCAACGCCUUCUACCUGCCCCUUUACCACGUCAUGGUGAUCCCGGCGGCAAUCCUGCACCCGCCUUUUUACGUGGCCGGUUACCCGAAGUCCUACAACCUGGGUAGCCUGGGCCACGUGCUCGGUCACGAAAUGACGCACGCCUUCGACCCCGACACAGGACUGUACGACCGCAACGGCCAGCGCAGGGACUGGUGGACGGCCGGGUCGCGGGUGCAGUUUCAGAACCGGCUCGACUGCCUCCGGAAGAUGUACAACGCGAUGUCGUGGGCCGAAGGAAUCGCGCACGGAGACUACGCGCUCACCGAGAACUUCGCCGACUCCGGUGGUGUGCUCAAAGCGUACCGAGCGUACCGCGCGGUGAGAGCCGGCUCGCGACCAGCGGCUCCUGCGAGUCUGGCGGGCUUCACGGACGAGCAGCUGUUCUUUCUGAGCAGCUGCUUCAAGUGGUGCUCCAGGGAGGACAAGCAGGGUGCCGGAUCCUACUCCCCGCCGAGGCUGCGCUGUAAUGUCCCGCUUAUGAACAUGCGCGAGUUUGCUGAGGCGUUCGACUGUGCCUCGGGGAAUGCUAUGAGUCCCUCAACUCGCUGUGAUUUCAUGUGAAGAGCUCCUGUACUGCAUGCCUGUGUCAGCUGCAAAAAAACUUAUGAUGUCUGAAUGAAAUAUUAUGAUAGAGCGACGGUUACGCCAUACAUUUAGGACGCUAGAGAGUGAUGGUUUACGAUCAAUGAACUUUAAAUCAGACGA